Molecule: messenger RNA, 327 nt
Organism: Neurospora crassa OR74A
Lineage: Eukaryota; Fungi; Ascomycota; Sordariomycetes; Sordariales; Sordariaceae
Exons: 1
Coding region: 1-327 (108 amino acids)
Source: RefSeq, a predicted model, not a curated record
AUGGAGAUGUUCGACGCCUCUCGUUCGGGUGGGCGAAAGAUCAGCAGCACUACGAGGGCACGCAAAGAAAAGAAACACGGAAGUGGUUUGAAGUUGAUUGACUAUCUGCUACCUGAAGAGGAUGAUGAACAAGAAGAAGACGAAGAAGAAGAGAAGAAGACGAAGAAGAAGAAGAAGACGAAGAAGAAGAAGACGAAGAGGCGAAUGAACAGUGUCAGACCCACGCUGGAGGAUACAUCCAGCUCCAACGUUCCCUUCCUUCCUAUCAUGAAACCAAUGAUGGCCUUCCCGCCCUCCCGAAGAAGAAGAACAAGAAGACGGCAAUGA